This is a messenger RNA of Caenorhabditis angaria, 1295 nucleotides long. Lineage: Eukaryota; Metazoa; Nematoda; Chromadorea; Rhabditida; Rhabditidae. The record is from the annotation of a GenBank genome assembly.
AUGCAACUUAAAAAGUUUAACUAUCGUUUGGCAGUUCCAGAAGAUGCUGAUCGUAUCAUCGAAUUUUUGAAAGAAUCCUUCUGCAAAGAUGAACCAGUUACAAAAGUAAGUUAUAUAUGGAGGACUUUUAAUAAUGAAAAAAUAGUUGAAUUAUAGGCUUUGAAUAUGUCAUGGGAAGAGAUUAGAAGUAUUUACACUACAAUAACUGUAAGAUCCUUGCAAUAUCCAUUCUCGACUAUUGUCACCACUGGUAAGUUCAAACUGCCCGGGAUAGGUUCUCCAGCCCAUUUCUCUGAGCACGGGGAUGAUUUUUUCGAUUAAUGAGUACACAGUUCUCAACAAAAUGAUGUGUUAAACAUGAAAAAUUUAAAGCCCGGAAUCUGUUGAAUUCUUAUGCUUCAUGAAGCGUACUCAAAAAGUUCAAUAUUGAGGAUCUUAAAAUGAACAUGAAAUAAAAAUUCCACGGGUUCCGAAAGCUUGAGUUCAUGAGAUUGUUUUUAAAAAAAAUCAAAUCAUGAGAUUGUUUUAAAAGAGCUACACCUUCAACCUUCAAUGUGUCUGAUAAAUAACAUUCAAUUUUCAAAUAAAUUUCAUGAAAAAACAUUCUUAUCAGCUAAUAUUUCCUGGCGUAAAAGUGAGUUAUCAGCAAUAUUUGGUUUUUUGGAAUAUUCCAAACUGAUAAAUUGCGUAAACAAUUUUCGAAAAUAUAACUCGUGAUCUGAAAAAUCACAUGAAAAUGAUAUCAUCAACAUUGUUUGAUUUUUUAAAUUUAAGACUCUGGGGAGAUUGCUGCUGUACUUCUGAACUCGGUUUCUCGACGAACUGAUCUUUUGAAUAAAAUGGAUUUUGAUGAAAAUAGUAAUAUACGAGAAGAAAUUGUAUCGUUCGAGAAAAUGGUGAAACAAUGUCAUGCAAGUUUUUGGACACACUACGCUCCCAAAAAUAUUGAUGCAGUUAUUCAUCGUGAAGUAUCAAGUGUAAGCAAAAAAUAUCAGAGAAAUGGAAUCGCAACUCGAAUGGUGAGAGAAAACAUGAAAUUGGAAAAAUUGGAUGAGUAUAUGAUAGGUGGAAUUAUUUCGGAAACAACUUCGUUUGCAAAUCAAACACUUUUGGCCAAACAAGGAUUCAAAGUAAAAUGAAAAACUAGCAAUAAGAAGAAUACAAAUGAAUAAUUUCAGACUCUUCGCGAAAUUCCGUAUUCAUCAGUUGUCGAUUCUCGAGGAAACACUAUACUAAAAACGAGUGACGGUGCUAAAGGUCUACGAUUAAAUUUCAAGCCAAUUGAGGAAAUCUGA